ACUGGGAUAAACUACAACCAAAGCACCGAAACCGAUUUUUCAGUGCUACAGGAGUGAACAAGCAACCACAGCUUUCCUGACUUGAGGUGAUUAAGACCAUGGGAACAGAGACACUUUGAGGCCUGUGCAGCCAUGGGUUGCUGAAUAAUUUUUGAUAUGCGAUGUGUUAAUGGGGAACAGGGGAGGAAACCUCUUUGAGCCAAUUGAUGUUAUUAGGAAGGAGAGGCCGACUGGUGACUAAGCAUAUUCUGUUCCACAGGGCCGAGACAGCCACUGCUUUCAGGGUGAGGAGGGGCCACCCAGUUUGGAGUACAUCCAGGCCAAGGACCUAUUCCCACGGAAGGAGCUGGUGAAAGAGGAGGAGGACCUACAGGAAGGAAUGUAGUCUUAGUGAAAAUCCCUCAGAGCAAGAAACAACAAUGUAGAACAAUUGAAGUUUACAGCACGGAAAGAGGUGCCUUUUCCAGUACUCCAAGGUGAAGGUGUGGAAUACCUGGGCCGUGCAGAUGAUGCUGUAAUCGCUAUCUCUAAUUACAGACUGCACAUUAAAUACAAAGAUUCUUUAAUCAAUACCUUUCUGCAGGGUGUGGACGGUGACAUCUCAGUGCCUGUACGGCUUAUUGAAGCUGUUGAGAGUCGGGACAUGUUCCAGCUUCACAUCGUAUGCAAAGAUUCCAAGGUGGUCAGGUGUCAUUUUUCUACAUUUAAGCAAUGUCAGGAAUGGUUGAAGAGAUUAAACAAAGUGAUUGCCCACCCGACCAGACUGGAGGAUUUGUUUGCCUUUGCCUAUCAUGCCUGGUGCCUGGGAAUCUGUGCGGAUGAGGAAGAUCAGCAUGUCCACCUCUGUCGCCCAGGAGAUCAUGUCUGCCAUCGGUUUGAAAUGGAAGUAGAGAGAAUGCAUUUUGAUCUGCAAAAUGUUUGGAGAGUCAGUGAAGUUAACAGCAAUUAUAAGUUGUGUGCUAGUUACCCCCAAAAGCUGCUUGUUCCAGUCUGGAUCACAGAUAAACAAUUGGAGAGCGUAGGGACCUUCAGAUCUUGGAAAAGGAUUCCUGUGGUUGUUUACAGACAUCUGCGGAAUGGUGCUGUGAUAUCACGCUGCAGCCAGCCAGAAAUCAGCUGGUGGGGCUGGAGGAAUGCAGAUGAUGAAUAUCUGGUGACAUCCAUUGCUAAAGCCUGCAUCCUAGACCGAGGAACCAAAUUGAGUGGAAAGAGCAAAAGUGAGGGAACUUAUCUGCCGGACACAGACUUUGACUCAUCCAUAACCUCAGGAUCUGUGGCAGAGGGUGGAGGGACACCACAGAAGUUGCUUAUUUUGGAUGCAAGAUCAUACACUGCAGCUGUAGCCAACCGAGCGAAAGGCGGAGGUUGUGAGUGUGAAGAGUAUUAUCCAAACUGUGAAGUGAUGUUUAUGGGAAUGGCAAAUAUCCAUUCAAUCAGGAACAGCUUCCAUUCACUCCGAGCAGUCUGCAGUCAGAUGCCAGACCCUGGAAAUUGGCUUUCAGCCCUGGAGAACACCAAGUGGUUACAACACUUAUCUGUGAUGUUGAAGGCAGCUAUGCUGGUUGCAAAUGUGGUGGACAGGGAAGGGAGGCCAGUCCUUGUACACUGCUCUGACGGCUGGGAUCGCACUCCACAGAUAGUUGCGCUGGCCAAGAUUUUACUAGACCCUUAUUAUAGGACGAUUGAGGGAUUUCAGGUUCUGGUGGAAACAGAAUGGCUGGAUUUUGGUCAUAAGUUUGGUGACCGAUGUGGCCACUCUGAAAAUCUUGAUGACCUGAGUGAGCAGUGUCCAGUAUUUCUGCAGUGGCUGGACUGUGUCCAUCAACUUUUGAAGCAGUUCCCAUGUCUCUUUGAGUUUAGUGAUGCAUUCCUGGUAAAGCUGGUUCAACAUACGUAUUCCUGUCUGUAUGGAACGUUCCUCUGUAACAAUAGCAGAGAACGAGAGGCACGCAACAUCUACAAGCACACGUGCUCAGUCUGGUCACUGCUACGAACUGGCAACAAAAACUUUCAGAACUAUUUGUAUAUCCCCAGCGGUGAAACGGUUUUACACCCAGUAUGUCAUGUUCGGGCACUUCAUGUUUGGACAGCUGUGUAUCUCCCUAUUUCGUCUCCAUGCACACCCACUGGCAGUACUGAGCUCUGCCUCUCCCGAAGUGGAGCAGCAGAGGAACGAACUGGAAAGCCACUGGACAGAUUACCAAAAGCCCGUUCUGUGGACAAUCUUCCCUUGGCCUGUGACAGUGGAGGAGCUCCACUGACGAGAACAUCCAGCGAUCCCAACAUAAACCAACAUUGUCAGGAAGGACGUCUCACUGCAGAGCCCAGAAACAUGCCUGUGCCAGCCAUACCUGAUGUCCCUGAUGUAUCUGAUGUUCCUGAAACUGGGGCUGGAACAUCUGCCUCUGAACGAGAAGUAAAUGGCUUAAUAGGUCCAGUAGAAACAGCAGAGGAGGCUAGAGAGGUAAACCUAUUCAGUAACGUACCUCUUCCAGCAGAAGAGGAAGAAUCACCUGAUAGCAGAAAUCCAGACAAAAAGACACAGCGCUGCAGAAACCUUGAACCAUUGAUUCAUCCCAGAGACACUCAACAGGAGGAACCUUUAAAUGAUCUUAGCACUAAUGCAAUUGCAAACAACAAGCUUGAGGAAAAAGCACUUCAGAUUACUGAAAAGGAUGAAGUUACUCGGGAAAAACCAAAAGAAUGUAGGGUUUACGAAAAUCUCCCAGGUCAUUGUGAACAAUUUCUAUCAAACCCAGCUGCAAAGACCAUCUCCAUAGGCACUGACCAGUUACCAGAAUAUAAUGGCAACCCUUCUAAUUUACAACCAUACCUCCAUUCUGUGGCAGAUGUGCUUAACCUCAAGGAGAAAGUUUCUGCCAUGCACAGCUCCACAGAGACUGUGACUGAGGAGAGGACAAAGGCAGAUGGUUUUUCAUUCCCCAAGGACUUGAGCUUUGGGAAGAACGGUAUCUUGCUUGCAAAUGGAUUUCAAAAUGAAGCAGAACAGUGUAGGGUUGGGAGGACAGCGAUAGAGAGUGUGAGAACUAUCAGAAAACACAUUUGUCAGAGUCAGUUCAGUGACUUCUCAUUACUGAGCUCCAACUGGGACAGUGUACAGGGUUUGGUAAAAUCAGCCUAUGGUGGGGAUACAGGCCACCGGAGAGCCAAGCUGAAUGGUUGUCAUUAUAAAAGACUAAAUAAUAAGCAUCUGCGAGUGGGUUCUGCAGCGAGUGGACAGUACUUGCUUAAGGAGGAACAAAUAGGAGCACUUAAGAAUCUCCGACAAUCCCACCAGAUCCAUUCCAGCCUUUAUUCAUUAGGAUCAAAUCUAAAGACUUGUGGCUUUUUUACUCACUCAUCACAUUGGAGACAACUUCAACCACUUGGUCAGAUUGCUCCCACCACUUUGGAGAUGUCUCCGAGCUACGUCGAUGACGAUGGAUUGCCGUUUCCUGUGGAUGCAGUUCAACAGAGGUUACGGCAGAUUGAGGCAACUUACAAGCAGGAGGUAGAAUUGCUUCGUCGACAGGUUCGUGAGCUUCAGAUGCGACUAGACAGUCAGCAAUACUGUGCAUCCCCAGUGGAGCCGGACAUUGACUAUGGGGAUGAUUUUACCUGCUUGAGAGAAUCAGAUGACAGUGACAUUGAGGAAUCUCUGUCCAUCCACAGUGACGAUCAGCGCUCAGAAGCAAGUUGGGAACCUGUGGAUAGGAAAGAGACUGAGGUGACACGGUGGGUCCCCGACCACAUGGCAUCGCACUGCUUUAACUGUGACUCAGAAUUCUGGUUAGCCAAAAGGAGACACCACUGUAGGAACUGUGGGAAUGUUUUUUGUGCCAACUGCUGCCACCUGAAGCUACCCAUUCCAGAUCAACAGUUAUACGACCCUGUCCUGGUCUGUAACUCCUGCUACGAUCAGGUUCAAGCGUGCCGCACCAGGGAGAUUAUGAAUCAGCAGCUGAAGAAGCCCAUUGCUACUGCAUCUAGUUAAAAUGGCACUCUGCCUUCCCCAACUUGUGCCGUGAAGCUUCUAUUAUCCUGGAAACUUGACACUUGAAGGUUAGCUGGGUUCCACAGAAAAAAUGCAAACCCCAGCUGGAUAGGUGUUUGGAAGAUUUUAAGUACUUAUAUGAAAAUGCUGCUACAACAAGCUCUUGACCUGUGCACUAUGAACUUUGGGUUGGGGGGGGGAGGGGAAAGAGUAGGGAAAUAACCAAAAUAUUAAUGAAAUGAGAAAAUAAACAAAUCCAUCUCUAACUGAUGAGCUACUUAGAUUUGAAAAGAAAUUCUAAUUCCUGUAUAAAGAGCUUCUGAGAUAUAAAGUGGAGACUAUGUGGUGUCCUGUUUCUCAAUUGCUUGACCAGCCAUUACAAGAGUGAGCAGCUUCUGUGCCUCAGUAUAGAAUGUGAUAGAGGUAGAAUUGUGUAAAAUCUAGUUGUAUAAUGCAGGCUAUAGAACCUCUUAAUUCUAUCCGCUUUUCAACCUGUAUUAAAGGUUGCAAAGAGAAUGUUUGAGGGACUGUGGCAGUUGCUUGUUUAAACGACACCGGCAGCCUAAAUUUUAUUUCUGAGUUUCUCUGAGAUGUGUGACUGUGAUAUUCUGAUUCUAAAAUUUGCUUCUGAAUGAGGCAUUUCUCCAAUCUGUUUUCAUUUAUUUUUUUUAAUGUUGAUGGAAAAUGGGGAUGUACAUGUGAAAUCUGAGAGAUAUUUGGGGGGGUUUUGCUGGGGGUGGGCGGAUCCCACAGUAUUAUCACUCCCAUUAGCCUAACAAGAUGUCCCUCUUCAGUUUAUUAGCACUUGCAAUUUUUUUCCCCUUUUCUCUUACAAAAUAGAUUUUUUAUGAACUGGAAAAAGCCAUUAGGCCCAAAAAGCUUGUCCCUUUUUUCAUAGACCAACCACACUAUUUAUUAGUCCUUUCACCAUAUCUCUUGUCUCUCCAAGCAUUCAUAUAAUUGUCUCGUCCAUUUGUACUGUCUACUUCAAUGCCUUUCCCUGAUAUUAAUUACAAUUGAUUACUAUCUAGGUGAAAAUAUUUAACCCAACUUCUUCAUUAUUGAAACUUCUAUCAGAGCUCUGGUUAUAUGUAAAUUAUAAAUGGGUAGAUCCAACUCAAUUCAGUUAAAAUAUGUGAUUAUAGGAAUUUGAAUUAAGAGAAAAAUAAGUCUGUUUCCUUGUUCAUCUGUGCCUCUUUUCCUUCUAGCUCUCAUUGUCUUUCCCUUAAGGGUCUCCCUUCUCAUUUUCCUUUUCUCCCUCAUGGUGCACUUGCUGGAAUCUGGAAGGCACAGAGAAGUUUUUCGAUCACAGUGAUAUGCAUGUUUGUUGGCUGUGAUCUGAGGUGACAUUAGAGCUACCUUUUGCUGGAGAAGAAUGUCAUAGUGGUCUGCACGUGAUGCACCAAGGACUGCCGCAACAAAAUGUGUAUGGAACUGUGCAAGUUUGGGUAAUCUGUAGGUGUCUAAAAUUGUUUACUUCCUUAUAGUUAGAAAUUGACAGACGUAUGAUUUUAAAAGUACAUCUUUGAAGCACUACCCAUUGUUCGAGGAUUUGUGAUUAACACCUUACUCAGCCUAUAUUGAAAUGGAAAAGUUUUGGGAACCUUCACUGGAUCGACAAGGGAAUUCCUGAUCAACAAUUUUUUCACUUUGAUUUUACAGACUUUGAAUAGUGUCUCCUUUCUAAUUGUCUAACAGACUGUAUUGAUUUCUGUCCAUUUCCCAAAUGAAAUGUAGUGAAUUUCACAGGCCCCAGGUUAAAGCUGGCUGGGAAGGAAUCUUGCUGCUGAUAAUAAAAGUCUGUGGCAGAUUUAA
Messenger RNA from Carcharodon carcharias (great white shark), 5809 nucleotides. It is a transcript of the gene mtmr4, whose product is annotated as myotubularin related protein 4. Gene Ontology annotation, biological process: regulation of autophagy; dephosphorylation. Bases 644 to 3994 code for a protein of 1116 amino acids. Gene Ontology annotation, molecular function: protein phosphatase binding; phosphatidylinositol-3,5-bisphosphate 3-phosphatase activity; metal ion binding. The record is from RefSeq and is a predicted model, not a curated record. NCBI's taxonomy places the organism in Eukaryota, Metazoa, Chordata, Chondrichthyes, Lamniformes, Lamnidae. The transcript has 22 exons.